Messenger RNA from Coregonus clupeaformis (lake whitefish), 1792 nucleotides. Its product is annotated as interferon regulatory factor 1. Gene Ontology annotation, biological process: immune system process; regulation of transcription by RNA polymerase II. The transcript is spliced from 9 exons. Gene Ontology annotation, molecular function: RNA polymerase II cis-regulatory region sequence-specific DNA binding; DNA-binding transcription factor activity, RNA polymerase II-specific. Bases 152 to 1216 code for a protein of 354 amino acids. The record is from RefSeq and is a predicted model, not a curated record. Gene Ontology annotation, cellular component: nucleus. Lineage: Eukaryota; Metazoa; Chordata; Actinopteri; Salmoniformes; Salmonidae.
ACACACUGCCAAUGAAGACCAGAGUGGAUAUUAACGUUACAAGCAAUCACAGAGGAAUAACAUCCCGCUCCAGCUUCACUAAAGGGAAUACCUGCUUUUAGGCUCAAUUACAAAUCACCGGGAUUAAGCGACAUCAUAUUGCAGCUGAACCAUGCCUGUGUCUAGGAUGAGAAUGAGGCCUUGGCUGGAGGAUAAGAUUGAGUCCAACUCCAUCAGUGGUUUGGUGUGGGUGGACAAGGACAAGAAGAUUUUCUCCAUCCCAUGGAAGCAUGCUGCACGUCACGGAUGGGACCUGAACAAGGAUGCCUGUCUAUUCAAGCAAUGGGCUAUGCACACAGGGAAAUUCAUACAAGGCGAGACUACACCAGACCCUAAGACAUGGAAGGCUAAUUUCCGCUGUGCAAUGAACUCCCUUCCUGACAUCAAGGAGGUGAAAGACAAGAGCAUCAACAGAGGGUCUGGAGCGGUGCGCGUUUACAGAAUGCUGAACGUCUGCACAAAGCCAAAUAACAAGAGGUCAAAAGCAAAGGAUGCAAAGAAUAACAACAAGGGGUUAAACAUCAAGACAGAGGAAAUGGACUACAGUGAAACCCAUUGCCCAGAGGACCGCAACACCAACACACACCUGCAGGAUGACAGAAUGACACAGGAGAGCACAGUCGACAGCACAGUCGACAGCACAUACAACCUAGGUUUUACGACGUACGUCCCUGAUGUUACAGACUUUCCCACCUCUGUGGAAAUAGGCCCAGACAGCACCAAUGCUGAUGUUCCAGACUUUUCCACCUCUGUGGAAAUAGGCCCAGAAGGCACCAACGAAUACUACCCGUCUUUCCAAGUGUCACCGGAUCACUCCACAGACUAUGAAGACAGUCUAGAUAUGAAUGAAGAAACCCUUAUUGAGAUUGCAAAGCAUUGGGAGCAAUUGGAACAAUUGGAGCAAUUGGAGCAGCAAGACAGUGUAAACAUCAAGGGUUUCCUGAGCAAUGAAGUAGCCACAGCAGAGUCAUACAACACAGCAGAGUCUAACCACAGUCCAGAGAGCCAAUGGAGUGAUAACUCAGGGUCAGAAAUAGAGCUGCGGUUAUACACAGAACUGAGCCCAGGACAACCAAUGGCUGAAGAUCUCCUCUCUUACACCGACCACUGGGCCCUGAACAACACACUGAACAACAACAUGACCAGUUAUCUCCAACAGAUCUCCUGCCCACUCUGAGCCCAGCCUACUCUUUCUCAGACACUGUUCAGAAACAAAAUACUUUACUCUGACUCUACAGCCUCAAAGACUUCUUCUUUAUUGCGUGACCUCUGAACCUUAAGCUACACCAUGUUUGCCAUUUGACCUCUGCUGCUCUGUGACAGUUGGAGGAUCUCUGAAGUAAUAUAGCAUUUUUUUACAGGAAGAAGACAUUUUUACCAAGUGUCAUGCUCUCUAUUCUGUUUCUGUCUUUGUUAAAUCGUUGUGCUCAUAGCUGUAUUGUUAAUUUACAAGAUCCAUAGUUGUAAUGAGGGCACCUAUCCCGUUGCCAGGACAACACAGAAACUCUCCACCUGGGUGAGCAAUGCUAUCAGUUUUUUCUGUUUUACUGUGAAUUUUCUUAAAUGUAAUUUACACUUGUAUAUACCCAGGAUGAUAAUCAUUCAUAACAAACUAUUAUAAAAAAAUGUCUGUUCAUUUGGUGAAAGGUCUUAAAGAUGUGUUGUUUUGUGUAUUGAAUCUGUAAAUACUGUAUUUGUAUUGAAUAUUUGUGUCGCGAUUUGUUUUAUACAAAAUAAAUAAAAUACCAACUUA